GCUGCUGCUGUGGCUGGGCUGCCACCUCUCCUCAGCCUCUUACCACUGCUGCACCUCACCCCGCCCAGCAGCUUGGCUCAGCUGGCCAUGACCCCGACUCCCCCAGGGACCCUGGCCCAGCCCUGAGCUCUGGGAACCCAGGCCCCCUCCCCUGGGCCAUGGCCAACUCGGGCCUCCAGCUCCUGGGCUAUUUCCUGGCCCUGGGUGGCUGGGUGGGCAUCAUCGCCAGUACAGCCCUCCCCCAGUGGAAGCAGUCCUCCUAUGCGGGCGACGCCAUCAUCACCGCCGUGGGCCUCUACGAAGGGCUCUGGAUGUCCUGUGCCUCCCAGAGCACCGGGCAGGUGCAGUGCAAGCUCUACGACUCGCUGCUGGCCCUGGAAGGUCACAUCCAGUCGGCAAGAGCCCUGAUGGUGGUGGCCGUGCUCCUGGGCUUCGUGGCCAUGAUCCUCAGCGUCGUCGGCAUGAAGUGCACCCGGGUCGGAGACAGCAACCCCAUCGCCAAGGGCCGCAUUGCCAUCUCCGGGGGGGCCCUCUUCCUUUUGGCAGGCCUCUGCACCUUGACUGCAGUGUCAUGGUAUGCCACCCUGGUGACCCAGGAGUUCUUCAACCCGAGCACACCUGUCAAUGCCAGGUACGAGUUUGGCCCAGCCUUGUUCGUGGGCUGGGCCGCUGCCGGCCUGGCCAUGCUGGGGGGUUCCUUCCUCUGCUGCACGUGCCCAGAGCCUGAGAGAGUCAACAGCAGCCCACAGCCCUACCGGCCGGGCCCCUCAGCUGCAGCCAGAGAACCAAUUCUUAAAUUGUCUGCCUCCUCCAAGGCCCCCCUGGGUGUGUAAGGUCCAGGCCCCCAGCCUGGCUGCCUCCCUGCCACACCCAGACUGUGUGUUUGGUACUUUUUGGAAAGAGAAGUGAACAUCCAGCCCCAAGUGCGGUGUCAUUUGAUCUGUCCCGGGGAAUGGUCAGGGCGGGGGGCUGGCUCAGAGAGGUCAGAGCUGGUCCCUGGGGCUGUUAGGCAUAAAGAUGGGGAGACAGGUCCAGGGUGGGUUACAAACGCGGCCGAGGCUGACCAGGACUCCUGCCCAGUAACCUCCGCAGCCUGGCCUUGGGUUGGCCCCAGGACCUCCUAAUGGGAGACCCCACCCUGAGGCCUGGCCCUGCACUGGGCAGCAUCCCCCGGUCAGGGAGCCCUUGGCCUAAAGAGAGACGCAGUCCCAUCCCUGUCACUAGGUCUGCCCCUGGGACAGGUACCCACCCCCUUGGUCUAAAAGGGGGAGAUGCCUCAGGGGAGUGCAGGGAAAAUGAACCCAAUCAGUGCCUCCCUCCUGCUCGGGCCUCUCCCACCCCAAACCUCCUUCCCAGGCCCGAGUCUCUCUCUGGCCACUGCCUUCUCUCUCCCACCUGGAAAGAGCUGACGCGAUGGUCCCUUGCCUCCCCGAUGCCUCCUCAGCCAGCUUCCUUCUGAUUCCUCCACCACUUUUUGUGACCACCUCUCUCACCAAGUCACAGAUCCCAGGACACAACCCAGCCUUCUCGGAGCUUGACUCUGAGAGAUGAAUUCUGACAAGAUGACUGUCGUGGAUGCUCGGGGGAGAGGGGGGAGGGAGAGCUGCUGUGGGAUCAUUGGUGUGGGCCUGGCUGGACAGCUGCUGCCCAUCCCUGCGGGGCCUCGGGAAUGGCUGUUGCAUGAAGCCCAUCCAGCCUCUGGCCAGAGGGGGCGCCAGAGAGGGGCCAGAGGAUGGCCCUAAACGGUUUACAGGACGGCCGCCCCUCCAGCCAUGGAUGAGUACGAGAGAGUCUUCUGGCCUGAGCUCCAGCCUGAGCUGUAACUCAGCCACUCUCACCUCCGACGCCCAGGCUCCACCCCCGACACCCCCAUGUCAUCGGCCUGGGGUGACCGGCAUCUGAGCUCAGGCAGCUCCCGAGGGACGGCAGCGGUCAGCACCUCGGUGAGGCCUAAAGUUGGGGCCACAUUUUUCGCUGCUCCGAGGGGUCUCAGAGGGAGCAAGGCACCACCUCGGAGAAGAGGCGAGGAGGGGCAGGACGAAAGGAAGCCCUGUCUCCCUCUGCCUUUCCGGAGACCCUGAGACCAGGCGGUUCCCCGAGUCUCCCAAUAAACAGACCCCUUUGUGCUGAAGCCACUUGGAGUGUGAUUU
Myotis myotis is the source of this 2150-nucleotide messenger RNA. RefSeq names its product claudin 19 (gene CLDN19). The coding region runs from base 159 to 833 and encodes 224 amino acids. Gene Ontology annotation, biological process: cell adhesion; bicellular tight junction assembly. The transcript is spliced from 5 exons. The record is from RefSeq and is a predicted model, not a curated record. Gene Ontology annotation, cellular component: bicellular tight junction; plasma membrane. NCBI's taxonomy places the organism in Eukaryota, Metazoa, Chordata, Mammalia, Chiroptera, Vespertilionidae. Gene Ontology annotation, molecular function: structural molecule activity.